AUCUGACCACUUCAGGUUCCAUUUGUGAAUUUGGUGUGUGUGUUGCCGAGGGGAUUCCCAUCCUUCUCGUCUCGAUUUACACGUUGAUUUUGCCCGGCUGCAAAAGCAUGCGAGUGUUUUAUAGCCAACGACCUGUGCUAAUCCCAUAAAUCUAAUUGGCCCCGGGCCUCGCUCUACUCCUGGCCAGCUUUUGGGUUAGCCGGUCACACACAGGCCGAAAUAGCAAACAGCAAAAAAAAAGGGGGGGGACAAGAGCAACAUCCUCCACAAAGUCCAUGUCCAUUUCCAUUUCCAUGUCCAUGUCCAUGUCCAGUUCCCGUUCGAAAUACGCUCUACACCCGGUGGAAAAUGCGCCUGCAGCUUGACCAUUAAAUGUGACUGCAAACUUUUCUCUCGCUGGCAAAAAAAAACUUAACGACAUAAAUUAGAACUUCAGCUGGGAGCAGCUUCUCACCGAGCUCCACCUCUUUUUGAUCCCCUCUCAGGUGGCUGAGCUCCAAUAAAGUGUCGCUCGCCGAAUAAAAACAAUUGCGAAUGCAAUGUUAUGCCUGCAGCGGCAACAACUUUAUUUUUAGCUGCACUUAGUCCUGGCUGACUUGUCACCUGUAUAGCACAAAAAAGAAGCAACAGUAACGGGGAAAACAUAUCUCAAGGGAAGUGAAGCCUGAAAAACUCUAGAACACUCUACUCUAGAAAAUACAAUUAUAUCACUGGGAUUCACAGUUUUGGUACUUAAAACUUUUGAAAAUAAAAUCAAAUUUUUGGUUUUAUUUGUUCAUUUGAGAAUCGUAAUCCCUGAAAAGUUAGGUGGCCUUUUAAUGCGGUAGCAUUAAAAAUGAAAAAUUUAACAUGUAAAUAUAAUUCUCAGACUUUAUCCUCUACUAUUGCCAGUUUCCAACUACCCUAAAUAAUAGUACAACCUUAUGUUAGGGUAACCAAAAGAAAAACUUUAAAUUGGCAUAAAAACUUUUGAACUUUUGGAAAAGGGGGGCGGUGAGGGGUUCAACGAGGGAGUAAGUUGGGUCAACGGCAGCCCAUUAAAUAGAUUGAUGACCAGGCCAACCGACUUGGGAACUAUGUCAAUUGAGACAGUAAACUGACGGAAAGAAGGUUACAAGUUGCACCCAAGCAGGCGUAGUACAUAAAAUCAGCUUUGUGCCAAAUCAGUUCUAUUAUUUCCAUACAAAAAUGUCGGAGCAAAAGGUUGAGACCACUGGCUUUGUGCCCCAGUACUUUAUAUUACUGCCCCGAAAGAUCAAGAAACUAUUGCUAUAUCGCUUUUUUUUUGCUACAUUACUGUGCUCAUGGUUGGACUAUCAGAUGCUUGCGAUUUUCUUGUGCAUUAAUUUAUUUGAGGUGAGACGACCACUGCUUUCCCUUAAAGAGAUAUUGGGAUGGACCUUGUUUUCAGUCUAUACCUCGAUAAUGAUGUUGGUUAUACGAAUGUGCAUGGUUGGUUACGGUUUGAUAUUGUGCCACAUACACUAUGUCAAUCCCCGAUGCUAUCCGAACAGAAUUUUGCGUAUAGUCAAUGAACUUCCUAUACGUAUUUGCUUAUUUUUAUCGAUACUCUCAAUAAGUAUAACAAGCAGCUGGUUAUAUGGGUCUUUUGUGGAUUUGAUAUAUGGAAAUUAUUUGUUAGGCGGAUCCUGGUACUAUCUAAUGACCUUUGGCUGUUUUAGUGGAAUUUCCUAUUUCCUUAAGCAUCAUGGAAGAUGUCUAAAAAGAUUCCCAUUGCCCAUAGUUCAUCUGGAUAUGAAGGAAUGCCUUCUCCAAAUCUGGUGUGAUCAACUAAAAAGAUCUGGGAAGCAAGCUUUUGUACCAACUUUAUUAUUUACCCUGAUUUACUGGCCAUGUAUGGGCUAUUACGAAACUACUGAAAUAAAAGGAGUUAUUACUGGAUUUACUGUGAUUAUAAUGGAACCCACACGACUAUUCAAAGGUUGGUUCUUAUCUACAUUGAUACUGGCUAAAUUACACAUGGUGCAGGAGGUUUUUGGCUUGAUUAUGCAGCGUCAAUUAGUGUUAAUUAAUGAUUCAAGGCGUCUGCACGAGUAUCUGGAUAUUAAUCUAUCCAAUCUGAUAUUGGCUCGUUUCCAAUAUUUUCUCUGCAUGAUGAGAAUGAAGCCUAUGCCAAUUGAUAAGCAACGCUGUAACCUUUCCCUACCAAUCGCCAUGGCUCUGGAUACCACGGAAAUGUAUGGCUUUCGAUUGCUAGCAGCCCGUGAUUUUUAUGCCGCCAUGUCGGGCAGUUUAUGUAGUGAACUACUGAAUCAGCCAUUGGAUUGUAAGAGAAAUCGGAGUUGGAGUGAGUUGCGUGAUGUUAUACUGGAAACGGUGGAUGAUUUUGUGGGCAGAAUCGAGUCCUGUUUGGAGACUGCUCCUCGCAUAAAAAUAUGUAGUUUGCUGAAACAUCAAAACCCCGUAAAGUCGGGAAUUCGAUCGCUGGUUAAAACAACUGCUCCACCACAACAACGUCAAUGUGGAUGUUUUCAAAAAUGUCAGCCACCCGAGGAGUGUUUGUGUUUAUGUAAUCUGGGAAAGCAUAUAUACGAAAGAACACUUAGCUUUUGGAAUUGUUUGAUGCUUAGAUUACCAGGGAUUCUGCAGUGGUAUCGUUAUUUUUACGACCCAAUUCCUAUGGCAAAACUCAACCAUGAAUUGCGAUGUGGAGAACCUUUGGUUUGGGCCCUUCAAGGACUCGUUUGCAUCUGCGUGAGAUCCAAAAAAGAAGACCGUUUUGGAUUCAUCCAAAGCGAUCUUAGUCGAAUUCUGACAUGUUUAUUAAAGUUGGAGGAAAAGUUAAUCGCUGCCGGGGAAAGGCAGGUUAGGGAGCGAGUAAAACUUUGCUCCAGUCAUGAUCGUUUAAUUAUGGCCGUCAACCGAUGUUUGUACAAAAUGCUGUUCACAUUUGGGCCGCAUUUGGAUUUUGUUAUAAAUAAUAUAACGUUAAGAGAGAACUUAUACCACAGGAUGAAGUUGCUGCCCUAAGAUUUUUUAUUUGUUUUCUAAAAUUGUGUUACGGAUAUUUCAAAAAUUUAUAUAUUUAAGAGGUUAAAAAAAACUUCUCCUAAAGUCAUGAGGAAUGUAAAUAAUUUGCUCAUAUAGUAUUUCUUCUUUGAAUAUCCUCCACUCACGCAAUCAUCUCUAAUUUAAUGGCAUUUGUCGCACUUGCCACGCACUUUCCACUUUUCCUCGCCGUUUCAGCUCUACACUUUUGUCUCCUCUUCUCGCCCCUUUUCUCCUCUCCUUUUCAUUUCUUAUCAAUAAAACGCUGCUGCUGUGUGCAUUGUUUGCUGGCUAAGUGGACAAACUCACACACGCACAACUGGCAGGGAAAAGGAACAAAGGAAGAUCCAAAAGAGAGUGGCGAACAAUUGAAUUUUCUACUUGUGCUGCUUCUUUCUCCGCCACUUCUUUUGCUUUGACUACUUUUUAUUCGUUUGGAUUCUCCUUAUUGCACCUCCCACGCUGUGUUAUCCCCUUAUCCGUUCCCUCGCCACGCUACUUUUUGAUUGCCUUUUGCCUUUGUGGUCGUCCGUAUCAUGUAAACGCUUUGUGUGCAAAAUAGAAAAUGCGAAAAACAACAAAAACAACAACGGCAAACAAACUGCGAGCAAAAUAGAGAAAUGAAAAGAUCUCAACAAGUUUGCCGUUAGUCAAGCUAAGCUGAUUUACUUGUUUGAGAGCAUUUUGCGAUUGCCAUUUUGCAUUGAUUUAAGAGGGGGUCAAAAGGGGAGAAAAAGGGGUAAUAAGAGAGUGCAGAGGUUAAAAAGCAUAAUUGUACACUCAAAUGAAUCUUCGUUUAAAAUCCCCACUCACCAAUCAAAGGCUAAGAGACUGCUGGCGAAGCAACAAUAUGGAAAUCUGCACUAUUCAAAACAGGAAGAAUUUAACGGCUUAGAUAAAGAAGCUA
Messenger RNA from Drosophila elegans, 3916 nucleotides. Its product is annotated as nucleoporin Ndc1. Lineage: Eukaryota; Metazoa; Arthropoda; Insecta; Diptera; Drosophilidae. The transcript has a single exon. Gene Ontology annotation, molecular function: protein-macromolecule adaptor activity. Bases 1189 to 2991 code for a protein of 600 amino acids. Gene Ontology annotation, biological process: nuclear pore organization. Gene Ontology annotation, cellular component: nuclear pore transmembrane ring. The record is from RefSeq and is a predicted model, not a curated record.